This is a messenger RNA of Drosophila navojoa, 2253 nucleotides long. RefSeq names its product Ionotropic receptor 31a (gene Ir31a). The record is from RefSeq and is a predicted model, not a curated record. NCBI's taxonomy places the organism in Eukaryota, Metazoa, Arthropoda, Insecta, Diptera, Drosophilidae.
UAUUCGGGAAUCUGACUUUAUAUCAGUGUAAAUUCAUUUCUGCCUUUAGCUACAAAGAGUAUAAUCAAGGCGACUAUUCCUAAUGAGUUCAAACACUCAUUUAUUUUUCAAAAUUUAUUGACUCCUUACGCACUAUUAGGCGUUAAUUUAUUCAAUUUGCAUGUAGAAGUGCUUGCUGUAAUUUACAAUGUCAAUCAACUAUGGCGCCUACUAUGCUAUAUAAGAGAGACUUUUGCCUUGAGGAUAACAGUAGAAAAGAUAUUUGAAAUGUAUUCGAGCGGUACAAAGGUAGUGCUUAGCUUGGUGAGCAUAUUUUUUCUAACCGUUUUCGCUAUGGAGGUUUCAGUUAUAUUGGUCUACAACACGCGCCUUGUUAGGGCAAAGCAAAGCAUAAUUUUCGCCUGUUCUGAGCUUGAUAUGUAUUUCAACGCUCUAGCACUCAUGACAGCCAAUCAAUUUGUUCAAUCGGUCCAUAUGAAUAGCUCUUAUGACUUGGUAUCAAUUUUAACAAGGGAAAACUAUGCGCGAACAUCUGUGAUUGUGGACACCACCUGUGAAGGCGCUCCUAGUCUGCUAAAAGAGGCGUCUGCGAAUAGAUAUUUUAACAAAACCUAUCAGUGGUUACUGUGGGGCGUUGAGAUGAAUAUUAAUGAUUUGCUGCCAAUCGAGUUAGAUUAUGUUGGCCCAAAUGCACAACUCACCUAUGUGAAUAAAACAAAGGACGACUAUUUCCUUUGGGAUGUGCAUUCAAAGGGGCGUCAACUGAAAUCACCACUAGAAUUGCAUUUGAUAGCAAAGCUAUCAACGGAGCCACUGAAAUUGGUUAUAAUCAAUGAGAUAUUCGAUCUGCAGAGCAUUAAAUAUCGCAGUCAAUUCAAUGGCUUGACCCUGCGAGGCGCAAGUGUUAUCGAUCAGGAGGACAUUUUGACGAAUCAACAAAUUGAAGCUAUACUGUCGAGGCCCACAAAGGAUGCGGGUGUGGCAGCAUUUAUCAAAUAUCAUUACGAACUGCUGAGCCUGCUGCGAGAUCUCUUUAACUUCACCGUCAACUUUCGCAAUUCGAGAGGUUGGGCAGGCCGAUUGGGCAACACAACUUUUCGGCUUGGCUUGCUGGGUAUUAUAAAACGCAAUGAAGCUGAUAUUGCAGCAUCUGGAGCAUUCAAUCGCAUAAAUCGUUUCGCCGAGUUCGACACUAUUCAUCAGAGUUGGAAGUUUGAGACAGCAUUCCUCUUUCGAUUUACGCCCGAUUUGGAUACGCAUGGCAAAAGUGGAAAUUUUCUAGCACCCUUCAGCAGACAGGUGUGGCUCUUCACCGUGGCCACUUUGAUUGGCAUUAACAGCAUUUGGCUGCUGCUGGAUUACCUAAGCCAAAGAUGGCAUUCUCAAGCAAUGCAAUGUAUUGAAGAGCGAUUUUUUAAUAUAAGAAAGCGCAACAGAAGAAGUUUGAGCGCUCAUCGAGCGAUUACGAAAUCUCACAGCAAUUGGACGGAACGUAUCCUACACACCUUUGGUGCUGUUUGCCAACAGGGAAUGGAACCAAUUCCCAGCGACAUGCCUUCACGUUCCAUUGUCGUUACAGUUUUUCUUUUCUCCGUCGUAAUGUACAACUAUUACACGUCCUCUGUCGUUGGUGGACUGUUGAGCUCCUCGGAUCUAGGGCCAGCUACCGUGGACGAAAUAACUAAUAGCCCACUUAAAGUAUCCUUUGAAGAUAUAGGAUACUAUAAAGUUUUAUUUAAAGAAAGUUCCAAUCCAAUUGUGACUCGUUUGAUAAGCAAAAAACUAUCUGCAUCUAGAGGUCCCGAUGAAAUGGGUGUCUAUGGUCACAUAGAGGAUGCGAUUCCAUAUCUAAAGAGGGGCGGAUUUGCAUUUCACUGCGAAGUGGUUGACGCUUAUCCCAUAAUAGCCGAGUUGUUUGACGCUAAUGAAAUAUGUGAUCUACGCGAGGUGUCCGGACUAAUGGAGGUGGAAAUUAUGAAUUGGAUUGUCCAUAAAAAUAGUCAAUAUACCGAACUCUUUAAAACAGCUAUGUGUAAAGCUCGUGAAGUUGGGCUGGUUGAAAGACUUCUGCGACAGCGUCAAAUGAAGAAACCGGAAUGUCAGUCCCUAUACACCGUCUAUCCAGUGACUAUAUCGGGUGUUUCUUCAGCAUUCCUUACGCUGUUAAGUGGAGUCUUAAUCGCUUUACUUGCAUUAUGUUUCGAAAUAGCAUCGAAAAAAUGGCAAAUACGAAGGUAAGAUUAUAAAAGCUAU